AUGGGCCACUACAAGCGUGACUGCCCCCAACCUCAGAGGGAAAGGAAUGGAAACUUUGGGAAUCAAAGAAUCCAACAACCUGGACAGGCUCGCUUUAUGAAGCAAAACCCUGGAGGCCCACCGCAGCAGCAGAACGGGCAAAACAAGGGAAAGCAGCCCAUUGGAACCCAUCAAGGCACUGGAGGACGUAUCUUUGCCCUACAGACUGAGGAGCAGGAACAGGAUCCCUCUGUGAUCCAAGGUACGCUAUUAUUGUACAGCACCUGUGUACAAGCUUUAUUUGAUUCUGGAGCAUCGCAUUCGUUUAUAUCUACUACUUGUGUAAUUGCCCUAGCACUAGAAACGGAACCCCUGAGCAAAAGUACGAAAGUAGUAUCACCAAUGGGAGGGAGCAUAACUGUUAAUCUAGUAUGUAGAGGGUGCGAGUUAGAAGUAGCCAACCUGCGCCUGACUUGCGAUCUCAGAAUGAUCGACAUGGUGGAUUUCGACGUAAUUUUGGGCAUGGACUGGCUAUCGGCUCACCGAGCAGUCAUAGACUGUCAUUAG
Molecule: messenger RNA, 546 nt
Organism: Rhododendron vialii
Lineage: Eukaryota; Viridiplantae; Streptophyta; Magnoliopsida; Ericales; Ericaceae
Exons: 1
Coding region: 1-546 (181 amino acids)
Biological process (GO): proteolysis
Molecular function (GO): aspartic-type endopeptidase activity
Source: RefSeq, a predicted model, not a curated record